Molecule: messenger RNA, 656 nt
Organism: Ruditapes philippinarum (Manila clam)
Lineage: Eukaryota; Metazoa; Mollusca; Bivalvia; Venerida; Veneridae
Exons: 2
Coding region: 105-641 (178 amino acids)
Biological process (GO): DNA recombination; DNA integration
Molecular function (GO): DNA binding
Source: RefSeq, a predicted model, not a curated record
CAGAUGAAGAGAUUGACAGGCUUUAUGAAACCGGCCAACUAGGUCUUUCUUCACCACAGUCUAUCAUCAACACUUUGUGGUUAACAUUUACCAUACAUUUCGGCAUGAGAAGUGUAGAAGAACACUAUCACUUAUGUUGGGGCGACGUACAAGUAAAGAUCGAUGCGGAGGGCACUGAGUUUCUGGAACUUACAGAGCGCCAGACUAAAACACGCACUGGAGACAGCGGUGGUUCUAGGAAGGUUCCUCCACGUAUGUGGUCUAGUGGAGAUGAGCGGGAUCCGGUAUCUGCCUACAGAUACUAUGCGGCAAAGCGUCCACAUGGAUUCAGUCGGGAUUCGGACCCAUUUUAUUUGGCACCAAGAACAACCCCACCUACAGAAUUUGACCAAUGGUUUUUAAAACAGCGGGUUGGAAUAAAAAAAAUUGGCACACUUAUGAAAACAAUGACUGUAAAAUCAGGCAUUACACGGCACCUUACCAACCAUUCUGCCAGAAAACACACUAUACAAAAGCUCAGGCAUUCGGACCAGGCACCUACUGAUAUUAUGCAGAUCACUGGGCAUGAAUGUGUACAAAGCAUAAUCAAUUACAGCAAUAUGUCUUUUGAAAAAGCCAAAAAACUUGCUCUAAUAUCUUAAGCAGAUCUGCCACUU